Messenger RNA from Tetrapisispora phaffii CBS 4417, 1956 nucleotides. It is a transcript of the gene TOP3, whose product is annotated as DNA topoisomerase 3. The record is from RefSeq and is a predicted model, not a curated record. Gene Ontology annotation, biological process: DNA topological change. Gene Ontology annotation, cellular component: nucleus. NCBI's taxonomy places the organism in Eukaryota, Fungi, Ascomycota, Saccharomycetes, Saccharomycetales, Saccharomycetaceae. The transcript has a single exon. The coding region runs from base 1 to 1956 and encodes 651 amino acids. Gene Ontology annotation, molecular function: DNA topoisomerase type I (single strand cut, ATP-independent) activity; DNA binding.
AUGAGGGUUCUAUGUGUGGCAGAAAAGAAUUCUAUUGCAAAAGCUGUUUCACAAAUAUUGGGGGGAGGGAGCUCUAUAGCAAGAGAUUCCGGUUAUAUGUAUGUCAAGAAUUAUGAUUUUAAUUUCAGUGGGUUCCCAUUCGCAGAUUCGAGAGAUUGUCAAGUCACUAUGACAAGUGUGGCAGGUCAUUUAACUGGAGUUGAUUUUGCAAAUGAGAGGUAUGGCUGGGGUAAAUGUGCAAUCCAUGAGUUGUUUGAUGCUCCUCUUAGUCAAACUUUGGAUAAGAACCAGAAAAAGAUAGCAGAUAAUAUUAAGAGGGAGGCAAGAAAUGCAGAUGCUUUAAUGAUUUGGACAGAUUGUGAUAGAGAAGGCGAAUAUAUUGGUUGGGAAAUUCUCAUAGAAGCAAAAAAGGGCAAUGGAUCUCUGAAUGAAUCUAAUAUAUAUAGAGCAGUGUUUUCGCAUUUAGAGAGAAGUCAUAUAUUACAUGCAGCAAGAAACCCAAAACGGUUGGAUAUGAAUAGUGUUCAUGCAGUCGGUACAAGAAUGGAAAUUGAUCUUAGAGCAGGUGUUUCUUUUACAAGGUUACUAACUGAAACAAUGAAACCUAAGAUAUGUCCUCCUGCAGUUGGUCCAAAUAGAAAUAAAAAGAAGGAAAAUAUAGUGAUAUCGUAUGGAACAUGUCAAUUCCCAACAUUGGGAUUUGUGGUUGAUAGAUUUGAAAGAAUAAGAAAUUUUAUUCCUGAAGAGUUUUGGUAUAUACAGUUACAAAUUGCAAAUCCGGAUCCAAAUAUCACAACUACAACUCCUUUCCAAUGGGAGAAAGGUCAUUUAUUUGAUAGAUUGUCUGUGUUAACGUUUUAUGAGCUGUGUAUAGAAACAGCAGGAAAUAAAGCAAAAGUUAUCGAUUUAAAGUCAAAACCAACUUCUAAAUACCGUCCAUUACCUUUAACUACUGUAGAGUUACAGAAAAAUUGUGCUAGAUUUUUAAAAAUUAAUGCAAAGCAAUCUCUAGAUGCAGCUGAAAAGUUGUACCAGAAGGGAUUUUUAUCUUACCCAAGAACUGAAACUGAUAUAUUUCCUAAAACUAUGGAUCUCAAGAAAUUGGUCGAGAAACAAGCUCAAUUAGAUCAAACCAAUAGUUCAAAUAGAUCACCUUGGGCAGACUACGCUAAAAACUUAUUGUCUGAUAACAUCGAAGGGCAUUCACAAUUCCAAACACCACGUGCUGGUACACAUGAUGAUAAAGCCCAUCCUCCAAUCCAUCCCAUUAUUGCAUUAGGUGAACAUGCCACUAUCACACCUGUCGAACGUAGAGUAUAUGAAUAUGUCGUCAGGCAUUUCCUUGCUUGUUGUUCCGAAGAUGGUAAAGGUACGUCAACAACACUUAUUUUGGAUUGGGCAGGUGAAAAAUUUACUGCAACUGGUAUUGUGGUACUUCAAAGAAACUUUCUGGAUGUCUAUCCUUGGGCAAAAUGGGAAACAACAAAGCAACUACCAAGACUUGAGAUGAAUCAGCUAGCUGAUAUUGUAACUGCUGAGAUGAGAUCCGGAAGUACCUCUCCACCAAAACCAAUGACAGAAAGUGAAUUGAUUAUGCUGAUGGAUGCAAAUGGAAUAGGUACGGAUGCCACGAUUGCAGAACACAUAGAAAAGAUACAAGCAAGAAAUUACAUCAGACCAGAGAAAGUUGGGAAAGAAAGUUAUUUACAGCCUACGACUUUGGGCAUUGCAUUAGUUCAUGGAUUUGAAGAAAUGGGUUUAGAAGACUCAUUUGCAAAGCCGUUUCAGAGAAGAGAAAUGGAAGAAGAUUUAAAAAAAAUAUGCGAUGGUAUAAAGACAAGGCAAGAAGUGACAUCAAACAUUGUUACAAAGUACCGGAACUAUUACAGGAGAACAAAUACUUCAAAAAACAAAUUAUUAGAAGUUUAUGACAGAGUUAAAAACACAAUAAUUUAA